AGUAGUCCAGGAGGGAGGAGGAAGAGGAGGUGAAACUGUGAACAACUCGGCCCCUCCCGUUUCCUCUAGCCGCCCGCUGACCGGACCUUCGAGUCAGAACAGCACCGAGCAGCGGGACGAUCGCAUGGUCUCCAAAGACUCUCGCUCUUUUUUUGUGUGAAACUUCUGGCUUCAAGCUUGGGUACCGACAUGCUAUUGGCGGGACUGUGUGUGCCUCUGCUGGCAUGCUGCGCGCUGUGGCCGGCUGCGGUCCGGGCGGCGUCCUGUGAGCCAGUUCGGAUCCCGCUGUGCCGGUCCAUGCCCUGGAACAUGACCAAGAUGCCCAACCACCUCCACCACAGCACGCAGGACAACGCGGUGCUGGCCAUCGAGCAGUUUGAAGGGCUGCUGGGUACCGGCUGCAGUCCGGACUUGCUCUUCUUCCUGUGUGCCAUGUACGCUCCGAUCUGCACCAUCGACUUCCAGCACGAGCCCAUCAAGCCGUGCAAGGCUGUGUGCGAGCGCGCCAAGCAAGGCUGCGAGCCCGUCAUGAAGCGGUACAACCACAGCUGGCCCGACAGUCUGGCCUGCAGCGAGCUGCCGCUCUAUGACCGCGGCGUCUGCAUCUCGCCCGAGGCCAUUGUCAAGGCUGAGGGACCAGAUCCAUACUACCAGGACCCAGCCAGGUGUAACCCAGAAUCCAGUCCUGACUUUCCAAUGGACUCCAACAACCUUCACUGCAGAGGAGCCGACCGUUGCAGAUGUAAGACAGUCAAAAUGGGUUUAAAAACCUACCUGAAGAACAACUACAACUAUGUGAUCCGGGCCAGGGUAAGGGAAGUGAGGAAUCGCGGCAUGGAGCCAACGGCCGUGGUGGAGGUGAAGGAGGUGCUCAAGUCCUCCCUGGUCAACAUUCCAAGGGAGACGCUGACUCUUUACUACUCGUCUUCCUGCCUGUGCCCCCCCGUGGCGGCCGGGGAGGAGUACCUGAUCAUGGGCUACGAAAACGAGGAGACGUCCAGGUUGCUUCUGGUUGACGGCUCCAUUGCUCAGAAAUGGAAGGACAAGAUGGGCAGGAAGGUUAAGAGGUGGGAUCAGAUUCUGCAAGGAAAAGCCCGAGCAGCUCAUCGCCGAAGUCGCCACUGAGAUGGAGUCGUGUGUGUGUGUGCGUGUGUGUGUAGAUAUUGCACUAUGACAAGCUGUUGUAGCUGAAUGUACUUCAUCUCUUCAUGUCAAACAUUUAUCUUUGCACAAACAUCACUUAGUGUGCGCUCAGCGUGUGUGUUGUCGGCCAAUGUGAGAGCAGAGUGGGCGGAGCCUAACCUGAGCGCGUCAUCCUUUGCAGUUCCCCCGCCAUAAGGGGAAGUUUUGUCACUUUUCACAGCUUGAGCAGUCGUCAGUGAGCUGCCCUGGUAAAAACAUAAUCAGAUGUUGUUUUUUUGUCAAAUAGCUGACAUGAUCACAGGUGUACAUAGCAUUAACCCUUCUGUCUCCAGCAUACAUAACAUGCUUUGUUGGCAAGGGUGUCCAAACUCUUUUUUGAUUUACAGUAAAAUUCAAAAGGGUCCAUUUUGAUAGUUUGUAUAUCAAAUAUGCUAAAAGCAGAGAUACGCUAAAAUUGCCUAACAUUGUGAGAAAGCAAAUUCUUGCCAUAGUUUAUAAUAUACCUCAUUAUUUUUACUAUAUGCAAAGAAAACAAACUGAAAAAACACUUUGGACACCCUUGGGCUAAAAACAAAAAAAACGCAAAUUUUGCUGAUGCUGCACUUGAAUUGGACACAUUAAUUCUUUUUAGCAGAUGUUUAAUUUAAAUUAAUUCAAUUUAAAAUGAAAGAUACACAAUAAAAAAGCUUUUUAUAAUGAA
Molecule: messenger RNA, 1843 nt
Organism: Nerophis ophidion (straightnose pipefish)
Lineage: Eukaryota; Metazoa; Chordata; Actinopteri; Syngnathiformes; Syngnathidae
Gene: frzb
Product: frizzled related protein
Exons: 8
Coding region: 190-1125 (311 amino acids)
Biological process (GO): canonical Wnt signaling pathway; non-canonical Wnt signaling pathway
Cellular component (GO): cytoplasm
Molecular function (GO): Wnt-protein binding
Source: RefSeq, a predicted model, not a curated record